CAGUUUGCCAUUCCCCACUCGGCCAGAGGACGGAACACGGUGAGGACUGUGUCGCUCAUUAUACCGUCGCCGUCACCACCAGUGCCCUUGUGGUUUAGUUUGCCUCUUCAUUAGUUCAUUUGGAGGGUUAUCUACGUUAGUUUCAGUCAUGUAUCGGUAUUUUGGGGAGCUGCUGAGCCGCUCCGCGGGCAGUGCCCUGGCCUCGAAUUGCGUUGACUCCGCUCUCCCGGUGUCCUCGUCCCUGAUGCGGGUCCGUCGCUACGCAGACGCAGCGGAGAAGCCGGACGAUCCCAACUUCUUCCGGAUGGUCGAGGGCUUCUUCGACCGCGGCGCCAGCAUCGUUGAGGACAAGCUGAUUGAGGACCUGCGGACCAGGGAGACCCCCGAGCAGAAGAGGAGCCGUGUGCGUGGCAUCCUUCGCAUCAUCAAGCCCUGCAAUCACGUGCUGAGCGUGUCUUUCCCCAUCAAGAGGGACAACGGAGAGUGGGAGGUGGUGGAGGGGUACCGCGCCCAGCACAGCCAGCACAGAACACCCUGCAAAGGCGGUAUCCGUUACAGUAUGGAUGUGUCCGUGGACGAGGUCAAAGCCUUGGCCUCUCUGAUGACCUACAAGUGUGCUGUUGUUGAUGUGCCAUUUGGGGGAGCUAAAGCUGGAGUCAAGAUCAACACCAAGAAUUACUCUGAUAAUGAGCUGGAAAAGAUUACCAGGAGAUUCACCAUCGAGCUGGCCAAGAAGGGGUUUAUUGGACCUGGCAUCGACGUCCCAGCUCCAGACAUGAGCACAGGAGAAAGGGAAAUGUCCUGGAUCGCAGACACGUACGCCAACACCAUUGCGCACACUGACAUCAACGCCCACGCAUGUGUGACAGGAAAGCCCAUCAGCCAGGGAGGAAUCCACGGACGAAUCUCAGCCACCGGACGGGGAGUUUUCCACGGCAUCGAGAACUUCAUCAACGAGGCGUCCUACAUGAGCAUGUUGGGCCUGACCCCCGGCUUCCAGGACAAGACCUUUGUCAUCCAGGGCUUUGGUAAUGUGGGUCUCCAUUCCAUGAGGUACCUGCACAGGUUUGGGGCAAAGUGUGUAGGGAUCGGUGAGAUUGAUGGAGCCAUUUACAACGCAGAGGGCAUCGACCCCAAACAGCUGGAGGACUACAAACUGCAACACGGCACCAUUGUGGGCUUCCCAGGAGCCAAACCCUACGAAGGGAACAUCCUGGAGGCAGACUGCCACAUCCUCAUCCCCGCUGCCGGAGAAAAGCAGCUCACGCGUGUCAACGCCCCCAGGAUCAAGGCCAAGAUCAUUGCUGAAGGUGCCAAUGGACCCACCACUCCAGAUGCUGACAAGAUCUUCUUGGAGAACAACGUCAUGGUUAUUCCUGACAUGUACCUGAACGCCGGCGGUGUGACAGUGUCUUAUUUUGAGUGGCUGAAGAAUCUCAACCAUGUCAGCUACGGACGACUGACAUUCAAAUAUGAGAGGGACUCAAACUACCACCUUCUCAUGUCUGUGCAGGAAAGUUUAGAGAGGAAGUUUGGUAAGCAGGGUGGGCCCAUACCUGUCGUACCAACCGCUGACUUCCAGGCCAGAGUUGCUGGUGCCUCUGAGAAGGAUAUUGUUCACUCUGGUUUGGCCUACACCAUGGAGAGGUCUGCCCGGCAAAUCAUGCGCACCGCAACUAAGUACAACCUGGGCUUGGACCUUCGGACGGCCGCUUACGUCAACGCAAUCGAAAAGGUCUUCAAGGUCUACAACGAGGCGGGGCUUACCUUCACAUAAAUGGCAAUGGUGACCCACGGUUCGUCUCCCUCCUGCUAUUGAUCACUCUUUUCUGCCUCUAAACAACCUUCAGAACAUAUCACUAUUUACCACUGCCCUUUUGGCUUGCUCACACACUGCAAAACAUCACCUAGUAUUUCUCCUGUGAUGCUUCUGUUAAACCAAAUCUGCAUUUCUGUUUAAAAUGUUGCCCUGUUUUACCUGAGGUUAUAUGGAGAGUAACAUCAAAUCUCUCCCGCAGCCCAUAAUCGUUCAUGAUAUUGUUGUAUGGCAGCCAUGUUCAGAGCGCCCAUUUUGUGAUCGCUGAACACAGGUGCAACCCUGCUGCUGCGAUUUCUUUCAGUUCAAUAGCACUAAAGGUGCCUUAUUUCAAAUUUAACAUAGAUUAAAAGGGAUUUAGGUUUGAUUUCUUGUGAAUAAAAGGUAAAGUUCUCAUUGAGUUAAUCAUCCAACUCUUCAGUAGCAGUGUGUAGUAAUGAUGUUGCCACGGUUAAAGAGGAUCAUACUUUUCCUGCUUUCCCCUUUGCUCAAAAUACUAAAAGCUGCUUCUCCCCAAACUCUUCCGCUGGCCAUGAAGGAGGAGCAGGGAGUUGUCAUGUGCGCCCGUCCUGUGGUAGACCUGUUCUCCGUCUCGUUCGUCCAGUUUUUCAACAUUGAAAUUAUUUUGGAGGAAAUUACUUUGUUCAUUUUUUUUGAAAAACCAAUAAAAUGUUCAGAAAACCUGCA
This is a messenger RNA of Pungitius pungitius (ninespine stickleback), 2503 nucleotides long. RefSeq names its product glutamate dehydrogenase 1b (gene glud1b). Gene Ontology annotation, molecular function: L-glutamate dehydrogenase (NAD+) activity. The transcript has 13 exons. Gene Ontology annotation, cellular component: mitochondrion. Gene Ontology annotation, biological process: L-glutamate catabolic process. Lineage: Eukaryota; Metazoa; Chordata; Actinopteri; Perciformes; Gasterosteidae. The coding region runs from base 149 to 1777 and encodes 542 amino acids. The record is from RefSeq and is a predicted model, not a curated record.